Messenger RNA from Penicillium nucicola, 1308 nucleotides. Its product is annotated as Zn(II)2Cys6 transcription factor domain-containing protein. Gene Ontology annotation, molecular function: DNA-binding transcription factor activity, RNA polymerase II-specific; zinc ion binding. The transcript has 5 exons. The record is from RefSeq and is a predicted model, not a curated record. The coding region runs from base 1 to 1308 and encodes 435 amino acids. Gene Ontology annotation, biological process: regulation of DNA-templated transcription. Lineage: Eukaryota; Fungi; Ascomycota; Eurotiomycetes; Eurotiales; Aspergillaceae.
AUGCCUGGGGUACCGUCAAGCCGAGCGUGCGAUGAAUGUCGCAAGCGAAAGAAAAAGUGCAACCUCGCAGUGCCCGCCUGCGCCAGAUGCACAAAGCUCAACCUGAAGUGUUUUGGCGCUGGCCAGCAACGAUACAAAUUCAUUCAUCGAAAUAUCACGUCCCUGAAUCCUCUCCGGAGAAUUCACAGCAACCAAACGACCCUCAUCACUGGGCACUUGAUCUCUAGGCUUGAAGUCAAAGACAUUCGCUAUGAUACCAACUGCUUUGGUGCAUUCUUACAUCUAAUCCCCCAGCGCAUUGGGUCAAACAAAGCUCUUGAUAUAGCAGCGGAUACAUUUGCUACAGUCUACUCGAAUCUACACGCGGACAGUAAUCCUGUGCAGGCCCUAGUAAAGCAUGGACAGGCGCUGACGGCGCUACGGGACUGCUUGAAAAUGCCCCUGGAGGGACAGGUUGCCGAGAUUGCAACAGCCAUAUACUUCACAAUGCUCAAUGAUGAUCUAAUAAAUAACCGUACCAACCGGCCGCGCGUAUCUCACAUCGAGAUAUUAGUGUAUCUAUUGCAGAUGACGGCCCAUUGGAACUGGAAGUCCAACUUUGAGUUAGAGACACUGUUAACACUCACUGGUAUCGUGGUCAUGGAAAGCGUGGGGAAUCCCCGAAUCAAGCUCGAUCCAUGGGUGUGGAAAGUGCUCGAAAAGGUCGAGAUUCCAAAAUCGGUCGAAGAACAACACUUGCACGUCGAAGCUAUGAGAAAGAGCCCGGACAAGUUUCCCAGUCUAGAGUUGCGCCGCAUAAUCGAGACCACGCAGAUGGUUCGCGAGCCAGCGCAUCGCUCCUCUGAUCUGCAAUUCAACUACAAACUACUAUUGAGUGAUUUGGAGAAAUUGAAAAAUCUACCAAAGACUCUCUUUUUCACCAAUGACCCGUCGGCGGACCAGCCCUCUCCUCAGAUUCAGCUUGGAUUCCAGACACGGCUUGCAACGGUGCUAACACUUGCAUUGAUGGUCAAUAUGGCUCUUCACGAGGUUGUCACUCUUGAAACGGACUUGUUUACUGAAAGUGACAUGCUUGUCGAGGAGAGUAUUGCUGUGAGUCGGAUUCCAGAUCGUGCAGCAUCUCGUGAUCCGAAGCAGCAGACGAUCAUAGCAAAUCUUCUUGGUGAGCUAUCCGACGCAGAAGAUAUCCCUACAAUCUCUAGGACUGAGGACGAGGAUGGGUGGAGGAAAAAGUGGGAAGAUGUGCGGCGGCAAAUCCCUGGGCGGCCAUUGCUCAGUGCUGCUAUCUGCAGACAUGCUGGGGGGUAG